Aspergillus tanneri is the source of this 1695-nucleotide messenger RNA. RefSeq lists its product as uncharacterized. The coding region runs from base 1 to 1695 and encodes 564 amino acids. NCBI's taxonomy places the organism in Eukaryota, Fungi, Ascomycota, Eurotiomycetes, Eurotiales, Aspergillaceae. The transcript is spliced from 5 exons. Gene Ontology annotation, molecular function: triacylglycerol lipase activity. The record is from RefSeq and is a predicted model, not a curated record. Gene Ontology annotation, biological process: lipid metabolic process.
AUGGAGUCCUGGAAGGCGAUGGGCGGUGUAUUUGCUGCUAUUUUUAACAUGAUUCUGGAUGUCGCGCAGUUCUGGAAGGCUAGGCUACUCUCAUGGUGGGGAUCAAACUCUAAGAAAAAGCUGCGACGUACCUUGGCCUCAGCAGAGAGGUAUGAAGACUGGGAACAGGCCGCGUAUGAGCUGGAUGAGCUCCUCAGCAUGGACAUAUGGCGCCAGAAUGCAGCAAGUCGCCACUAUGAUUAUCGGCUCAUCAUGGGAAGACUGGAUGCUCUUAUGACUGCCAGACGGAAUGAUGACAUCCUGACUUUGGCCAACCUCCUUCGCUUGAUCAGCGACUACAUCACCGAAGUUGCUCUUGCCAUCGAGUAUGUAACGAGCCUAGAGACGGCCCCAGUUCACGAAAGCGGCUUUACUUCCCAAGCAAAGCUCGAGCUGUUGCACGAUACACGUCAGGCGUUCGGGCGGACGACAUUGCUCCUUCAAGGCGGAUCGAUUUUUGGGUUGUGUCAUUUGGGCGUGGUGAAGGCUUUGCACCUGCAGGGCCUUUUGCCCAGGAUCAUUACGGGAACAGCCACAGGGGCCCUUAUUGCUGCUCUUGUUGGGGUCCAUACCGAGGAUGAAUUAUUGACCUUCCUCAAUGGAGAUGGCAUUGAUUUAACCGCCUUUGACCGUCGACGAUGGAGGGGAGCCUCCGGCGGAAGCAGCGGGCGAUUGCUGCGAGACAACUGGUUGUGGACUCUCCUUCGACGGAUCAAGCGGUAUGCGCAAAAAGGGUACUUUUUUGAUACAGAGGUUCUUGAAGAAUGCGUUCGAGCCAACCUCGGUGAUCUGACUUUCGAAGAGGCAUAUGCUCGGUCUAAGCGCAUCCUUAACAUUACAGUGGUCACGUCGAGUAAGACGGGAGCUCCGAAUUUAUUGAAUUACCUAACUGCACCGAACGUAUUGAUUUGGUCCGCUGCAGUGGCCUCGAAUGUAUCGACCAACUCUCUUUACCAGCCAGUCACGAUCUAUUGUAAAGAUGAAACCGGCUCGAUUGUCCCCUGGACGUAUGCGCAGGAUGUUACAUUUCAUCCAUGGCGGCAUGCCCAAUAUGACGAGAGAGAAUCACCCCUCACCCGGAUUGCCGAGUUAUUCAACGUCAAUAACUUCAUUGUGUCGCAGGCGCGGCCAUACCUCGUUCCGUUUCUUCGGUCGGAUCUGGACCUUCUCGACCGACGUCCCAUGGGCCAGUGGAACAUUACACGGACCUUGAUGCGCCUGGUGCUGCUCGAAAUCAGACACCGCCUGAAACAGUUGAACUACGUCGGUCUUCUUCCUCAGAUGCUCGCGCGGCUCCUCAUCGAGGAGACGAUCCCGGGACCCAAUCUGACUCUUGUUCCCGACCUGUCACUGGGCGACUUCACCAAGCUAUUCCAGAACCCGACCAAGGAGAGCUUGGACCAUUGGAUCCUGAAAGGCGAGCGGGGGGUGUGGCCGGCCGUCAGUGCACUGAAGGUGCGAUGUGUGGUGGAGAUCGAACUGGAUAAGGGUUACCAGGUGGUGCGACGACGACGACCGUCGGAUAUGUCUGCGUCUGUUAACUACGUUAUGUCGGGACAGCGACGCAUGCCGAAUGAAGGAGUUCCCCGGAAGCGGCGGUCCAAGGGACUGCUGGGAGGAAUGGAGUAUCAGGAUGAUGAUUCGAAUCCGUUGUAG